AUGGAAGAGAAUUUGGCUGAAGUUAUGAAAGGCAUGUCGCUCGGAGAAGAUAAGUCGAUUAUCAUCCCCGACGAAGAGGAGUAUUGCGCUAUGGUCAGAGGAGGCAGAAGUAUUCUGGGGCGCUUGUUAAAUCCUGACUGUCAAAAUAUGGUAAGAAUGUUGAAGACGAUGCCCAAGAUCUGGAAGGUUUAUGAACGAGUGAGAGGUAUUGCUUUGACAAAGGAAAGAUUUCAGUUCAUUUUCGACUUGGAAACAGACCUUCAGACAGUGUUGCGUCAGGGUUUCUGGACUUUUGAUGAUUGGGGGAUGGCGAUGGAACGUUGGGUAGAACAUCCUCCGCCUAACUACCUGCAAACUGCUACCAUCUGGGUGCGACUACACAAUCUUCCGGUGAACUAUGUCACCACGAAAACAAUUGAUCUCGUUGCUGAUGGCAUCGGCCAUGUGGAGAUGAUAGAAUUUGAUCCGGAGAAGCCUCUUCUGAAUGACUAUGUUAGAGUUCAGGUUACUUUGGAUCUUAAUCAACCUAUAAGGGACAAGAAAUCUAUUACUCUACCAGGGGGCAGAGUUGAAUACGUUGAUGUAGAGUAUGAAAGAGUAAGGAAAAAGUGUUUUCACUGCCUCCGUCUCUCGCAUGAGAAGCUAAAGUGUCCCUUAUAUCAAGGUUCGAAGAAUAAGGGCAAAGGCAUUGCUGCGCGCCCUCAAAGGGACGCAGGAAGGUCAAUCCUCAGGAACCAGGCAACAUCAUAA
Brassica rapa (field mustard) is the source of this 750-nucleotide messenger RNA. RefSeq lists its product as uncharacterized. The record is from RefSeq and is a predicted model, not a curated record. NCBI's taxonomy places the organism in Eukaryota, Viridiplantae, Streptophyta, Magnoliopsida, Brassicales, Brassicaceae.